AUGUUCAGUUUUCCCAGCAAUUCCUUCCACACCCUGGACGUAAAUUGCAGCCCCCUAUCUGAGACUAUGUCCUCGGGCAGCCCAAAUUGUUGGAAGACCUGGCGGAAAAGCAGCUCUGUCAUCUCCCAUGCAGUAGGGAGACCCUUAAGUGGAAGGAAUCGCAUCAUUUUAGAAAACCGGUCCACAAUGACUAAGAUCAUCGUGUUGCCCUCAAAAACAGGUAGAUCAGAUGGAGAUUUCAUAAUCGGAGGGAUUUUCACUAUUCAUUACUACGUGAGAUCAGAGCAGACUAACUACACCAGGCUGCCAGAACAGCUGCAAUGCUCUGGGAGCAUGGACUUCAGGCAGCUGCGCUUCGCCCGUGCUUUGGAAUUCGCCAUCCGCGAGAUCAACAAUGAAACGGUUCUUCUGCCGGGCAUCACAUUAGGCUACCAGAUACACGACUCGUGCUCUGACGUGCAGAUGGCAAUCAAAUGUGCAUUUCAGUUUGCGAAUGGCGUGGACCCCGUUUUCAAUGAAUCCUGUUCAAAAUCUGCAGCUGCUGCUGUACCUGCGAUCGUAGGAGAUUCUUCAUCCACCCCAUCAAUUAGCAUGGCCAGAAUGCUCGGUCUUUUCGGAAUUCCACAGGUGAGUCAUUCCGCAAGCUGCGUGUGUCUGGGCGAUAAGAGUCAGUUUCCUGCCUUUUUUAGGACCGUACCGAGUGACCACCAUCAAGCGGCCGCACUGGCGAGAAUGGUCAAACUCUUUGGCUGGACAUGGAUUGGGACAGUACGCAGCGACUCUGACUAUGGGAAUAAUGGAAUGGCUUCUUUCCUAAAGGCUGCGCAGGAGGAGGGGAUCUGUGUGGAGUACUCCGAGGCCUAUUACAGGACACAACCACGCAGUAAACUAGAGAGAGUGGCAAAUGUCAUCCGCAGGUCCACGGCCCGGGUAAUAGUAGCGUUUGCUAGCAUAGGUGAUAUGAGGUUUCUUUUAGAGGAAUUAGCAAAACCGCCAUCGCCUCGGAUUCAGUGGAUUGGCAGUGAGGCGUGGAUCACACAGACAGAGUUUCUGCGGUAUAAUAUGUGUGCUGGUACGAUAGGUUUUGGGAUCCCCAGAUCAGUUAUCCCGGGUUUUCGUGAGUUUCUUCUAGACCUCUCUCCAGCGCAAGCCUUGAAAUCGCCCCUUCUAAAGGAAUUUUGGGAGAGCGCGUUCAGCUGUAGCCUAAAAGGGCGGACAGGCUCCUCAGGGCUUGUGCGAGAAUGUGACGGCAGUGAGGACAUCCGCGCGCUACAGAACCCAUACACAGACACGUCUCAGCUGCGCUUCUCUAACCUGGUGUAUAAAGCUACAUAUGCCAUAGCGCAUGCUAUACAUGGUAUUGUUUGUAAUGACACGCAGUGCGACAAGACCACUGAUUUCGAACCGUGGCAGAUACUCGACCAGCUCAAGAGAGUGAACUUCUCCACAAAGAAUGGUUAUCAGGUCAACUUUGAUUCCAGGGGAGAUCCUGUAGCUGUCUAUGAGCUCACAAACUGGCAGUUUAAGAAAGAUGGUACAUUAGACUUUGUGCCAGUGGGCUACUAUGACUCAUCCAAACCAAGAGGACAGGAGUUCAGCAUCAUCAGUGCUGUUCACUGGGUGGGAGGACAGACAGAGGUUCCAGUGUCUGUGUGCAGUGAGAGCUGUCCUCCAGGCACCAGGAAGGCUGUGCAGAAGGGAAGGCCUGUCUGCUGCUAUGACUGUAUACCAUGUGCAGAGGGAGAGAUCAGUAACAAGACAGAUUCUCUGGACUGUGUGCGCUGCCCUCCUGAGUUCUGGCCCAACAUAAACCAAGACAGCUGCCUACCCAAGCCUGUUGAGUUCCUGUCCUGGGAUGACAAUCUAGCCAUCAUUCUGACAGUGUUCUCCAUCACUGGGGCCUUCAUGGCUGUGUGUGUUACUAUUGUCUUCUAUAAACACAGGGCAUCUCCCAUCGUCCGAGCCAACAACUCAGAGCUGAGCUUCCUGCUGCUCUUCUCUCUGACUCUGUGUUUCCUCUGUUCACUUACUUUUAUUGGUCGGCCCUCUGAGUGGUCCUGUAUGCUGCGCCACACAGCAUUUGGUAUAACCUUUGUCCUCUGCAUCUCCUGUGUUCUGGGGAAAACAAUAGUGGUGUUAAUGGCCUUCAGGGCUACACUUCCAGGCAGCAAUGUCAUGAAAUGGUUUGGGCCUCCACAGCAGAGACUCAGUGUUCUUGCCUUCACACUUAUACAGGUCCUUAUUUGUGUGUUUUGGCUAAAAAUAUCUCCUCCAUUCCCCUACAAAAAUCUAAAGCACUACAAGGAAAAGAUAAUCUUGGAAUGUAGCUUAGGUUCAGCUAUAGGGUUUUGGGCUGUACUCGGUUAUAUAGGAUGUUUGGCUUUUCUGUGUUUUGUUUUGGCUUUUCUGGCCCGAAAGUUACCUGACAACUUUAAUGAAGCCAAAUUCAUCACAUUCAGCAUGCUCAUAUUCAGUGUAGUUUGGAUCACAUUUAUUCCUGCUUAUGUCACCUCUCCCGGAAAAUUUACUGUAGCUGUUGAGAUAUUUGCUAUUCUGGCCUCAAGCUUUGGUUUGAUUAUUUGCAUCUUUGCUCCCAAAUGUUUCAUUAUUCUCCUUAGACCAGAUCAAAAUACCAAAAAACAUCUUAUGGGUAAAGUUCCCUCUAAGGGCCUUUAA
Electrophorus electricus (electric eel) is the source of this 2676-nucleotide messenger RNA. Its product is annotated as extracellular calcium-sensing receptor-like. Gene Ontology annotation, cellular component: plasma membrane. Lineage: Eukaryota; Metazoa; Chordata; Actinopteri; Gymnotiformes; Gymnotidae. The record is from RefSeq and is a predicted model, not a curated record. Gene Ontology annotation, molecular function: G protein-coupled receptor activity. Gene Ontology annotation, biological process: G protein-coupled receptor signaling pathway.